Macrosiphum euphorbiae (potato aphid) is the source of this 351-nucleotide messenger RNA. The record is from the annotation of a GenBank genome assembly. NCBI's taxonomy places the organism in Eukaryota, Metazoa, Arthropoda, Insecta, Hemiptera, Aphididae.
AUGAAGGAAUAUCGCUUACAACAAAAUAAUAAGAUUUCUAAUAAAUUGGGCUUGGAUAAGGAGGUAUCUAAUCCCAGUGACUGUAACAAAGUUAAAGCAGUAAAUAAAAACUCCAACUGUGGAGGAAGGUAUCAUGUUGCCGAAGAAUGUCGCAAACCAAAGCGAGAAACUGGAUCUUGCUUUCUGUGUGGCUCUAUGGAUCACAAGAAACCAGAUUGUCCAAAGCGUUCCGCAUCGACAUGGAAGUCAAAUAAAGCAAAAGAAAUGGAUAAGUCUACAAUGUCUACUAUGUUGGUUGAAAAUGUUGUUGUUGAUGCUGUACAAGAAGGUGGUUGGUGUGAUAUUUGGUGA